GUUAAAAUAUAAGUAACGUAAUUAAUUUGCAGAGUUAGUGUGAUACCUCGAAAAAAAUAAAAUGCGCUGAGGCGAUGAAUAACUUUGUACAGUCUAGAACACAGGCGUGGUUGUAGUUAAAAGUAACAUUGCAGUUAAAAUGGAAGGCUCUUUUUGAAUGCCUAACCCGUUACCAUUACAAAUUGUACUUUAUUUAUCGAGGUUAAUCAUUACUUGCAUUUUACUCUGUCAGUAUUAAAAUAAAAUUAGAAGGUAAAUUACUCCCAGACCCAAAACUUUAUCUGGAGCGCUGUACAACUCUUGAAAUUCCGCCUCUGUGCAAGACUGCUAUUUUGAGCUUUUGGAGUAUCCGUAUGUUGGUUACCAGAUGCUAAAGCCAAGCAACAGUUUUUGCGCAGUAGUUAAACCGUGUUUUUUUUUUUCUGUUUUUACAUAUGACGUUGCUGUAUGUUAACUGUACAUUACCAUUUUUCUGAUGCUGUUGAAAUGUAAAACUAAUAUUAUCUUGUUUUCAAACGGCCACAGGGAACCAGUAUUUGUGGCAGCAGCAUGGGAACAUGCAAUCACCGGGUUCAGAAUAAUAAGAUUAAGAAAGUUAUCUAAAUGUGUAUGUGUAAGUAGUAUAUUAACUAGGCAAGCGUCAGUAUUGAACACCGCCUUGAGAAGGAGUGGACUGUUCUUAAGCAGAAGUACACUGACUGCAAGAACCAUUUAAUUUCAGUUUAAAUUACAAGAACUAUGCAACACUCGUAAAUCAAAAGCGAACUUGUAGGUGACAAACCACAUGUUUCGUAGUACGUGUACUUGUGGCUUGUUUCAAAAUCAUAAUCAAAAACAACAACUAACCUAGAGUCGAUUGAAUUAUUCAUUGAAAUUUAUGCAGAAUCGAGCGCCCGAUGUAUUUAAAAUACUUUGUAUUAAUCUACUACGUUCUGAAAAAUACAGAGUUGCUGCUUUUACAAACUAGGUUUUACGAAAAAACAAUUCCUCUAGAGACAAUUCACUAACAACCUUCACCACUUUCUAAUGAAAUUGUUUUCGCUGGAAUGGAAUGUGACGGACAGCAGCAAGACUUGCAGCUCGGAACAGCAGCCAGCGAUGGAGUGCCAGUUAUAGGUCGCACCCCAGAUGAAGACAGAAUCUUUUCUCAUUUGAAAGAUGAUACUAGAGAACUCCUCGAUAACGAAACUGAAAAUGCGCAAAAAGAAAAAAGAAACAAGAAAAAACCCAAAACAAGAGGCAGAAAAAAGAACCCGCAGCUAACCGCAGCCAGUUGCUUGGACAGUCUGUUGGCAGAGCAGUCAUUUGCUAAAACAGAAAUUAGGAAGUUUGGCAUUUCAACUGCGCAAAAAAGUCUGAAGAAAAAAAGAAAAAGAACACUUGGUGCAGAGAGUGAAGAUGAUGCAGGCAAAAAGAAGAAGAAACCACAACGCCCAAAUUACUUUGUGUCCAUUCCAAUCACAAACCCCAAGAUUGUAAGAGGUAUUGAAGCCAUUCAAGCUGUGAUCAUACAGAAGGAUCACAGAUUCUCUAAGGCUAUGAUUCCAGCAGGUACUCUUCAUAUCACCCUGCUGGUGACCUACUUGGGCAAUGAAGAAGUCAACAUGGCAGUUUGUGCCAUGACUGAGAUGAAGGAUACCCUUCUGGAUAUACUGCAGAAGAAGGAUCUGGUUUUACCUUUUCAUGGAAUCGGACAUUUUCGCAGUGAAGUGGCGUUUGUGCAAAUGGCAGAGGGAGAGCAUGUGACAACGCUUACAAAAAUUGCAGAGACUCUGAAAAAGAGGUUUGAAGAAAAGGGCAUCUUGGUCACGGAUAGCAAAGCUUUCAAACCACAUCUGACCUUCAUGAAACUCUCAAGGGCACCAAAGCUGCGCAGUCAGGGCAUUAAGAAGCUGGACCCAAAGUUGUACGAGAAUAUUGAACAUCACAAGUUCGGAGAGGAGACAGUGGCUCGGUUAGAUCUUUGCUCAAUGCAGAAGAAAAAGCAACCAAAUGGAUACUACCAUUGUGAGACCUCCAUUGAUUUUGGUGAAAAGCAUGUGGCUGAGCCGGAUGAUGCUGAACUAGUGAGUCUCAGUAAGAGACUGGUGGAGAAUGCUGUCCUCAAAGCUGUGCAGCAAUACCUGGAGGAGACUCAGCUGAACAAAAACAGGCAUGCUGGCGUUAGCCCGUCUAAGACUGAGGAAAACCUUAAUGACGCUGAACACAGGAAAUGAACUUUGUAGCACGUCUCCUGGAGCCUUAAGAAUCGAGACAAAACUUGUGAAGGAGCGUGUUCAGAGCUUCAAAACAAAAUGCAACUCAUCUCUCUCUACCACUAGCACUGUUACAGUGUAAUAAUGAAUUGCAGGAGCCUCUCUAAUGAACCUCAGAUUGCUGUGCGGUUGUGUGCUUUGCAGAUAUUUGUCCGCUCUGCGGAGAGCUGAUGCCAGUUUCUGUUUGCUGGAUCCUCCGGGCCAGUUUUAAUCCUGGCUUUUUACAUUGCAUGGAAUUGGCUUUGUUCAUUUUUACACUUCUUCUUGAUGGAUGCUGGGAUAAAAGAAUACUGAAUGAAAUGAACACUACGCUGUGUUGAAAAUAUGAAGACCCAGCUUAUCGAAAAGAGAUGAUCAGCGUGGGUCUUUUUAAAAGAGGAUAGGCUCUUUGUUGAGCCCACUGGGAUGUAGGGUGGGGGGAACUAAAGAGGUCCUGCAGUACCAGAAAUAACAGUUUCUAAUGUGUCCACACUAUGACUGGAUCAGGCUGCAUGACUGCUUGCUCCUUGUGCUGGCGGCAAGAAACACACAUAGGCAAACCGUGCAAAGACAAUCAGUGUCUUUAUUAAGCUAUGUUUCACUACAGAUGUUCUCUGUACUGUAUUUCUAUCCAUCUAAUUUUAAACCUGCAGAGUGGGUAAACUAUGCAGUUAAAAUGUUGCUGUAAAAAUUGUUUACAUCAGUUCUUUUUUUUUUUUUUUGCUAUACAGUAAAUGUACGCUACCAUUAGAACUAAAUUGCUAACUGACACAAAUCAAUUGAUAAAGUAUAGGUUUACACUAUGGUAGGUGGGCAGCCAAAAUAUCAUCAUUACUUUUAAUUUUGUAUUUUAAAUGUAAGCAUAUUGUGUCUUCUUUUUCCUUCAGGGGAAAAGCAUGAUACAGACUUCAUUAGGAAGGCUUUGCUUACAGAAACUGUGCCUCUAUUGAAGCAGCUCACUCGGAUAAAAGAGUUA
This is a messenger RNA of Polyodon spathula (Mississippi paddlefish), 3210 nucleotides long. Its product is annotated as A-kinase anchor protein 7-like. NCBI's taxonomy places the organism in Eukaryota, Metazoa, Chordata, Actinopteri, Acipenseriformes, Polyodontidae. Gene Ontology annotation, cellular component: cytosol. Bases 1047 to 2216 code for a protein of 389 amino acids. The transcript has 8 exons. The record is from RefSeq and is a predicted model, not a curated record. Gene Ontology annotation, molecular function: protein kinase A regulatory subunit binding.